Molecule: messenger RNA, 1936 nt
Organism: Megalobrama amblycephala (Wuchang bream)
Lineage: Eukaryota; Metazoa; Chordata; Actinopteri; Cypriniformes; Xenocyprididae
Product: caldesmon-like
Exons: 2
Coding region: 306-959 (217 amino acids)
Source: RefSeq, a predicted model, not a curated record
AACAAAUAAUCUCCACCAGUGACCCGACAGAUCUAACGUCGGAGGCUAGGGAACAGUCAGGAUCACGCUCAGCACCCCCUCCAAAUAAGAGACCUCACAACGUGGAAUCCACCCCGUUGCCUGGUCCAAGCUCACCCACCUAUCCGAAUAAGAGACGGCAUGAGGACAGAUCCAGGCCGUUGCUACGACCUAUCUCGGUAGUCCCUCCAAAGAAGAGGUGUCACGAUAGUGGAUCGAGUCCUGUACCCCAUGUAGUAAUAAAUUCAGAUCAACGCAUUGGUACCAGCGACGACGUAACAACGUGGAUGGACUCGCAAGUGAAUGCGUGGGACUCUUCAUCUUUUACCAGUGAUCGAGACGAUCCGUGGACAGUGAGAGGUAGACAAACUCCAUAUUCAUUUCGCGAAGCGUCUGAAGGAGAAGAGGGAGACGACGAAGGAGAAGAGGGAGGUGAAGGAGAAGAAGAGGGUGACGAAGAAGAGGAGGAAGAGCGCGGGGAUACCCCUAGGAAUCACGAGCAUGCUGACAAAAUAGACGUGCUCACCGCUGCUUUUAACAAUUUUGUUACCGUCUUCAACGAAGAACGUACCAGAGCAGCGGAGGAACGUGCCAGAGCAGCAGAGGAACGUGCCAGAGCAGCAGAGGAACGUGCCAGGGCGGCAGAGGCGCGUGACAGAUCGGCACGGGAGAUAGGAUUUCUUCACCACAGACUGGACUUGUUGGAAGCUCAUCGUGAACAGGAAAACGAGAGAUCAGCAGGCGAAUUUGCUGCGCUGUACAAUAGGUUUGAUGGACACGGUGCCGUACUGCAUGAAAUAAUAGACAUUAUCCAAAGAAUGCAGAGAAAUGCUGACGAGCAUUAUGCCCGAGUUGAAAGAUCAGAAAUUGAACAGAUGCGAGAGAGGCAAUUAAUUGUGAGUCUGCUUAGCGCCGUAGUCGCUACACCCCACCGAAGAUAGAUACACGUACGUGAUUCGUAAUACAUUACAGUUCAGCAGUAUAUCUCAUUUGAUUAUACAUGGAAAUGUAAUGUCAUUAUUCUCAACUGCUGUAAUGAUGUAUGCCUUACCGCUUUUGAAUGCUUGUUUUUCACAAUAUUACAUAUUGUGUUUGUUACUUUUGAUCUAAAAAAUAAAAAAUAAAAAUGGAUACAGAGAGCUGUUUUUCCGCAGCUGCGACACAUAGCAGUCAUCCAGACCAAACUCUCUCAGACGUGUUACAAAGUCUGCUUGAAACCUAUGCUGCGAGUACCCAAAACACGUGCGACAGAUUGCAGCAAUUGCUAGACAUGUAUUCUGACCAUGUAGAAUUGUCUUUUGUCAAUGAUGCACCGAUGCAUCAGACUUCAAAUUUGGAACGUUUAAAAGCUGCGAUCGAACGGUAUCCGAAUAUUAAUUUGUCAGAACGGUUACAGGAAUUAUUAAACAUAAUACAAGAUGGCGGGGGAAUAAAUAAUAGACAUGGCAUGAUAUUUAAUGCUGAGCCUAAUGUUGACAAUCAGCCAACGUCUAGCAUCGCGGCUCUCCCUACAGAUACUGUCGGAUCGGUAAACAAUACAAUAUCAUCCGAUCAACCUGCGGGUACGUCAGCGCUACCGCGUUCAGACAUUGAUACGCUGAUUCGGGAGGGCGGUCUGAUUAACGGCUAUCAUGUUUUACCGCGACCACGUUUCAAUAGCGUGCAAUUGCGACGGGUCAUGAAUCUGAGGGAGAUUAACUCUACAGAUUUGGCGGCGUACCACAUUUUUUUGCACGAUGCUUUUGACGAAAUAGUCUCCCAUGCUCGAGAUAUUGGUGGUGAGGCAUGUGUAAUCAAUUUAACCCUUUCAGCCCCUACGCUAAAAUCACCAGUUUCUGCAGUUUUAACAGAUGGAAAUAAUUACUCCGUCAACAUAUUUACCGACCAAAUUGAAAAGGUUGGUAACGCUUUACUUGAA